AUGGCGCUGACCAGGUUGCUGGCCCUGCUGGUGGCUGUGGCCGCCACAGCCGACGCCCUCGUGUCCGCGCCGGCGUGGGUCGACCAGCAGAGUGGGCUGCUGGGGUACAGAGGAGAGCAGCAACAGGGGCCGACGCGGCUCUCCCUUCCCAUCCCAUCGGCGCACCGCCGGGAGGAGUCAUCGCUGCCAGACUACGGCGCCGUCUUCCGGAAGGACCGAGGUCGCGAGGCCGCGACUGCCCUGAGUGAGCCGAGGCCUUGGUGGAUGGCACCGCAGGUUGUGACUAGUGAGGACUUCCAAAGGCUCGCGCCACAACGAACUGCUGAUUUUAGCUCUCAGUUUCUACAGCUACUGAUGCAGGAAGUGAAGCGAAUGCAGGGCAAAGCCGAAAAUGGCAGGCUGGCUGGAGAGGACCCGGGGGUGACGCGCGGAGUCGUUCGACCGGCCGAGCAGAGGAGUGGCGACCCGCAGUUGGUGGCCAUGCCGGCAGUUCCCAUCGCCUUCCGCUCGUUCAUCAACUCGCCGGACAUCCCUACGCUGUGUCCAGACGGCACCAAGGUGGCACACGACAAGUCGUGCCGCUCCGUGUGGAAGAGAGACUCCAGUUGACAACGGUUUCGGAGAUCUGUAGCAGAAUGCAGGUAUGGAACAUUGUGAACAGAUUGUGUUGAGGACGAUAAAGAAGCCACAGGGAAAUAGUUAUUCCACCGCUCUGCAGUCUACAGUUUCGCCAUCAACUAAUUUGUUCGGGUCUCUGUGACGAAGGAAAUAAAUUUUUAAUGUUUUACGGAGUGCAACGUUGAAAUAUGACUUUUGUAAUGACAACUUAUAUGAUUACAAAUGUUUUUGAAAUUAA
This is a messenger RNA of Schistocerca cancellata (South American locust), 856 nucleotides long. RefSeq lists its product as uncharacterized. The record is from RefSeq and is a predicted model, not a curated record. The transcript is spliced from 2 exons. The coding region runs from base 1 to 609 and encodes 202 amino acids. NCBI's taxonomy places the organism in Eukaryota, Metazoa, Arthropoda, Insecta, Orthoptera, Acrididae.